Paramecium sonneborni is the source of this 195-nucleotide messenger RNA. The record is from the annotation of a GenBank genome assembly. Lineage: Eukaryota; Ciliophora; Oligohymenophorea; Peniculida; Parameciidae.
AUGGUUUCUAGAUUCUAAUUAUUGAUAUCAAAAUAUGAAAAUAUUCGAUAUAAUUUUGCUUAUUUGUCAUAAACUCUAAGUAACAACUAGCCAGACGCAACUAGUACACCUUUGGAAGAGCUCGCUUAAAAAUAUUAGGUUUAAAUUUUUAAUUUGGGUUAAUACUUAAACCAAAAAGAAAAAGACACUUCUUGA